This is a messenger RNA of Scaptodrosophila lebanonensis, 1992 nucleotides long. RefSeq names its product zinc finger C2HC domain-containing protein 1C. Bases 661 to 1896 code for a protein of 411 amino acids. NCBI's taxonomy places the organism in Eukaryota, Metazoa, Arthropoda, Insecta, Diptera, Drosophilidae. The transcript has 6 exons. The record is from RefSeq and is a predicted model, not a curated record.
AGCGAAUUUUUGUUUUCCCUCGUUGCCCGUUGGUGGAGUGGGUGCCAGAGCACGCGGCGUAUGCGUAAUUUUUAUCAACCGGUCACUCACAUGUGUCCGCGUGCAACGAGACUGUCCUGCUCCUGCUCCUGCUGUGUUCCUGCUGUGUCCCAGUUUGGUUCAAUUGUGGGCUAAGUGGCCGUUUGUGUGUCAAUAAACUCGCGUGCCACUCUCGUGGACUGUACCCGUCCUUCUGCUGUUUCCCUCCGCCACAGACCGCCACAUCCAAUUGCCGUUGUUGGUUGGGCGCAAACAUUCCACAACACACACACACGCAAACACACGCUCGCUCUCUCAUCGCAUAGCUGCGUUUGCAUGAACAACAACACCAACACUAUUCAUCCACCAUUUCCUUGGGCUGACGAACUAUCACAUCGACUAUCUGGCGAUCGGCUCACAUUCAGUUUGUUUGGCACACAACCAUCAUCAUCAUCAGCAACCGGUGACAACGACUGUUGUGCAUGAGUCAGAAGCAGCACCAGUAACAAGAUUUCCAGUCUAAGCCAAGUCUACAGACGGCCAAGACGCGUCAUCAGCGCUCACGCUCGCAUUGACUGCCUUUCUGCUUAGCAGCCCACACACCUGAAGCUAAAGCUCUGCCGCAGCUUACUUUAUUUGGCGAUGGCGUCACAAGGUGUCGGCGAGAGCCAAAGCUCCAAGCUGGGACAGUUGCGGAUGCGCUUCCAGCAAAAGACGCAACAGGAACAGGAACAACGACGUCGUGAACUGAACACAUCAUUGGCCAAUGGCAACGACUCAAUAAUGUCGGUGGAGGUGCCGCCUGGCGCUAAACCUAAUCGCCUUACUGGCAACGGCAAGGUGCGCCAAAUGUUCGACGAACGACGCCGCGGUGUCGGCAUUGACCGCAGCCAUCCACUCAAGCCGAUUGGGACAACGGGCACCACUUCGAACGCCACAGAAAGACCAGCACGGACGUUGGGCGGCGGUACAACCACCUCCCGCUUUGGAGGAGCGCGCGCUACCCAACAACUAACCAAGGGGAUGUCCACAAUGAGCCUCAAAGAGGGUCCGGUAACGGGUCGACGGAUAACCAAUGAUAGCAACAACAACACCAACAACAGUAAAUACAAUGCGACUGGCACUGUAAAUUCCAAUCGCCUCAGGCCUGUGCUCCCCAAAAAAACCCCUCCAGGCACCGCCGGCUAUGGAGCACGCUCCAUUUCCACACCGCCCAUUAGCGCCAAGCUCGCGCCGCGCUUGGCGGGAGGACAACAGCAGAAGCAGCCCAUAUCACAGCGGGUACCGGCACGUAAUGCCAACGUCAAAUCUCCAGUUACCAAAAAUACGAUGAGUCGCCAGACUGUCAAUUCACCGGGUCCGACUCAAAGCAAUACAGCCGGACCAGAAGGGACCAGCAAGUGUCGUUUCUGCGGCCGCAGCUUCCAUUCAGAGCGCUUGCAGAAACAUGAGGCAGUGUGCCAACGCACCAUGUUCACCAAACGCAAGAUUUUCGAUGCGUCCAAGCAACGGGUGAAGGGCACUGAGUCUGAGAAGUAUGUAAAGCGUCCAAUGCAUCGGGCUCAGUCACAAUACAGCAGCGCCGCUCAGCAAAUGAGUCUGAGCACGGGCGUGAAGAAGAACAAUUGGCGAAAGAAACAUGAGGAGUUUAUCCAAUCCAUUCGCGCCGCCAAACAGGUGCAGGCGCAUUUGGCCCGUGGUGGCAAACUCAGUGAUUUGCCGCCACCGCCGCCUUCAGAGAACCCUGACUAUAUCCAGUGCCCGCACUGUGGCAGGCGCUUCAAUCAGCAAGCAGCAGAGCGGCACAUACCACGAUGUGCCACCAUGAUACACAAUAAGCCGCGUCGUGAUGGACCGCCUCCGUUGAAGAAGCGCUAAGAAGUGUUCUGUUACCCAAUGAGAUUAAGUACGAGCCCGUGUUUUGUGAGCUCAAUUAUAUUACAUGUGAUAAAGGAAUUGAUGAAUGAAACGGCA